CCGUUGAACAACAUUGACGGCAGUUGAUCGGUGCAGGUGGUCGCGUUUGGUGGUAAAAUUGAACGAAUUGAACAAAUAAAUGGGAUGGUUGAAAGGUUUAACACUUUCAAUGUGCAAUUUGUUUGUGUGACUGCAAUAACGCGUCACAGUUACAAGACUGAACACACUGUAAAACCUCCGGAAUAACCGAAACACGGCUUAACAAGUAUUACGGACAGCAGCAACGGUGAAUACACCUGGGAGUAAAAGUAAAAGUGUGAACCUGUGGAAAGUUGUACACAUGUAAAUGAGAAGGAUGAAGCUAUUUAGUUUUAUUCUUUCCACUGCAUUAGAGCAUAUACUCUAAUGCUAUACUGUCUAGAGUAACAGUGAGUGUUCCCGAUGAGGGGAAAGUGAACCGACCGAUUUAUAUGUGUAUAGUUUAUACAGACUAUAGGCGGAAAGCCCCGGCUGGGAUUGAAGGAAGAAGCAUAACGUUGCGGCUCUGACGAGGAGUGAAAAGGACGAUAAAGUAAUGAACAUCAGCACAUUAAGACCAGUGUUAUUAGCACUGUUAUUUUACCUCUAUACAACACCCUUGGCAGAAUCGUCGGAAGUCACAGUGAUUACCGAUCCUAAGUUCAGUGCCCCAAUCGCUAAUGUGACGGCAGCCGUAGGAAGGGAAGCCACUCUCACGUGUGUCGUUCAUGACCUAGGUGCUUAUAAGGUAGCGUGGCUGCGAGUGGACACACAAACUAUACUGACGAUCCAGAACCACGUGAUAACCAAGAAUAAGCGUAUUGGAAUCAUAUACACGGAGAAGAAGACAUGGCAGCUGCGAAUACGCGAUAUUCGGGAGAGUGACAAAGGCUGGUACAUGUGUCAGAUCAAUACCGAUCCGAUGAAGAGCCAGAUGGGAUAUUUGGAUGUUGUAGUACCUCCGGAUAUUUUGGAUUAUCCUACCAGCACGGAUAUGGUAGUCCGCGAAGGAAGCAACGUCACUUUACGAUGUGCCGCAACGGGAUCUCCCGCACCGACUAUUGUUUGGCGACGAGAGGGCGGUGACAAUAUCUCGCUGCAGGAUGUUCUAUCAGUCGAGGGACCGACGCUGAGCAUUCCUAAAGUAAACCGAUUGCACAUGGGAGCAUAUUUAUGCAUUGCAUCGAAUGGAGUGCCACCAUCAGUUAGCAAGCGGGUUAUGCUGAUCGUUCACUUUCCUCCCAUGAUAUGGGUGCCGAACCAAUUAGUAGGAGCCGUCGAGGGCCAACGAAUGACGCUCGAGUGUCACUCGGAGGCUUAUCCUAAGUCAAUCAAUUAUUGGACUCGCGAAAAGGGGGAUAUCGUCCCACAAGGUGGCAAAUACGAACCGGUUCUUAUAGACAACGCAUACAAAGUGGUGAUGAAGCUGAGCAUCAAGGUUGUGAGCCAGGCGGAUUUCGGAGCCUACAAGUGUAUCGCUAAAAAUUCCCUGGGGGAAACCGAUGGCACUAUCAAACUCUACAAACUACCAAAAAGUGCCAUCAACUCGGUUGACUCGUAUGAGGGGCGAAGAAAAAAUAAAUCACGAAAGAGUCACACCUUCUACGAAACCAAUGAUGUUAUCGACGAUGAUGCGGAAAGCACAAGCAAAAGAAAAGAUUUGAUCGUUGGAGGAAGAAAUGACGAAAGCUAUGAAAUAUCCAGCUCAACCGCAACCUGGCUGCUGCCUUCCAAACUGAAUGUAUUGUUAAUUGUGCCAUUUGCAUUACUUUGGUUCGCCUUCCUGCCGACAGUAUGACGCUUAUAAUGAAUGGGCUACGAAUGUGUUAAGAAAUAAGAAUACUUAUCCAUGAAUAGUUGUUUCUUGGAAAGAAGAAGAAGUUGAAUGACUGAGAUCGCUUGUACGUUUAGCUGAAUUAUUUAUUGUAUUACAAUAAGGAAGCAGAAAAAACAUUGUACAUAGCACAAAACGUUGAAUGGAGAGUAUUCGUGAAACGAAAGCAAAAAAAUGAAACAUAUCGUUAGGUUAUUUGGAUGCUAUACUAUAAAUGCUAGGGAAUCAAUAAUUAUGUGCUGAAAUUUACUUUACAAUUACUCUAGAAAAAAAAACAAACGAUGGGCCGUUUGUAGAAAGCAUUGCUAUAAAAGACAUACGGGGACUAUGAUAUAGAUAUUUGUUAAGGCUAACGUCAGAUAUAAUAGGGAUUAUUCCCAUGAAUGUCGGAGGUUAGCGACAUAUCAAUGUAAAUGUUACAAUUACCGUACAUAGUCUAUAAAUAACACAUAUGAAGAACAAUAAAACGCACGUGUUUUUAUUUUCGCUCUGAAAGCUAUUGUGCAUGUAACUAUUUCAAAGUGUUAAAUGCGAAUGGCUCGUUAAUUUUUCGUCUCCGUUCCGCGUUUUAACCUAUUUUGGUGUAU
Messenger RNA from Toxorhynchites rutilus septentrionalis, 2379 nucleotides. RefSeq names its product neurotrimin-like. The transcript is spliced from 11 exons. Gene Ontology annotation, cellular component: neuron projection. NCBI's taxonomy places the organism in Eukaryota, Metazoa, Arthropoda, Insecta, Diptera, Culicidae. Bases 515 to 1756 code for a protein of 413 amino acids. The record is from RefSeq and is a predicted model, not a curated record.